UUUUGUGUACCGCUCAGGUUAAUCGCUCUCUCGCCAGGCGCUCCUUGAACUCUCUUGUCCGCCGCCGCCAUGCUAGAGCUCAAGGCCCUCCUCCUCGUUCUGCUGGUCUGUGUACGCGAAAGCGUGUCAAUACCCGCGCAAACGCCCUUCGAGGUAUCUCCGGAGAUACACGCUGCCAAACCACGGCGCAAGCUCCAGGGUCGCUUUCUGCACAUCACAGACAUCCACCCGGACCCGUACUAUCGCGUCGAUUCGUCCGAGAAGAAGGCGUGCCACCGCGGAAAGCCCAAGGAGGGGAAGAGAGUCGCAGGCUACUACGGCUUGCCGUUCAGCGACUGCGAUGCGCCGUUCUCGCUCACGAACCACACCUUGGACUUUCUAGAUAGAGAAUGGGCGGACGAAAUAGACUUCGUGAUAUGGACAGGAGAUAGUGCGAGACAUGACAACGACCGUCGGCAUCCGCGUACCACGGCGGAGAUAUACGACCUCAACCGCGCCAUGGCGAAGAAAAUGGAACACGUCUUCGUCCGCAAAGGCAUCCCUGUCGUGCCGAGCAUAGGCAAUAACGAUGUAUGGCUACAUAAUAUCAUGCUACCAGGUCCAAACAGUAUAACCGCCGAGUUCACCUCGAUAUGGCGGGCCUUUGUGCCGUUUCCGUCGUAUCAGGUGUUCCAACGUGGCGGCUACUUCUCCGUGGAGGUGAUCCCAGACUCGGUGGCGGUCAUCAGCCUGAACACUAUGUACUUCUACGAUUCAAACACAGCUGUGGGAGGAUGUGCGCGGUCCGAACCACAAGACCCCGGGAACCUCCAACUCGACUGGCUCGACGUGCAGCUGCAGAUGUUCCGCGAGCGGGGGAUGCAGGUUUGGCUGUCCGGCCACGUCCCGCCCUCCUCCCGCAACUUCUACUCUGAAUGCUACGUUCGAUACCUCGAGCUUUCCCUCCGGUACCAGGACACUAUUCUGGGGCACGUCUAUGGGCAUAUGAACAUGGAUCACUUUUUUCUCGUGGAUGCAGAGCAGCUAGGCAAUGACUCGCGAAGUCGCGACACGUCACUCGCGGCAGGCGACGCGCCCUCCACGCUGAAGCACAGCAAGAAGGAGCUAUACAAGCUGUUGCUGCAGGAGUUUGCCGACCUCCCAGGUGCGCAGGGCCUGAACCAUGACAACUAUGCAGUAGUCAACGUCGCGCCUUCGGUGGUCCCGACGUACCUGCCCUCGUUCCGCAUCUACGCGUACAACACCACGGGCUCGCUGUACACGGCCGGGCAGCUCGGGAACGCGACGGGGCAACCAGGGGGGUCGUCUGCGUCGCUGAAGUCGCGCGUCGGCGCGCUGUGCGCGGAGAAGGCGUACGAGAAUACCUGGCGGUGCAACCUCGAGCAGCCGUGGCACUCGAACGCCGAAUCGCCCUCACGCACGAAUAGGCUCUGGACGCCCCUCGGCUAUGCUCAGUAUACGCUGCGCGGAAUGGACGGCGCCGACGAGAGGCAUCCGCCGAAAUUCAAACUCGAGUACCUGACGUUCCCGGUCGCGGCGCUGCACCCACCCGAAGCGGAGGGGGCCGCGGACGCCACUGACACGGCCGAGCCAGCGAGUGACAGCGCAGAGGCAAGCGAGGGCAAGGGGAAGGAGAAGAAGGGAGCCAAGUUCUGGCAUCCGAUCCCGCGGCGACACCUGCCGCGCCUGCUUCGGAACAGCACGAUCGGAAAGUCGAAGAAGUUCGCGCCGUACGGGCUGGAGGACCUGACGAUACCGUCGUGGACGGCGCUGGGGCAGCGGCUGGGACGGUCGAAGGCGAAGCAGCUGCGGCAGCGGUUCCGGCGGUUCAUGUACAUGGGGGCGGACGAGGCGACGUAGGUCGCGAGUUGUAUGUAGCGGUGCGACAGAUGGUGGAUGAACAGCGUGGUGUGU
Molecule: messenger RNA, 1914 nt
Organism: Trametes versicolor FP-101664 SS1
Lineage: Eukaryota; Fungi; Basidiomycota; Agaricomycetes; Polyporales; Polyporaceae
Product: endopolyphosphatase
Exons: 16
Coding region: 70-1860 (596 amino acids)
Biological process (GO): polyphosphate catabolic process
Cellular component (GO): membrane; fungal-type vacuole
Molecular function (GO): exopolyphosphatase activity; endopolyphosphatase activity
Source: RefSeq, a predicted model, not a curated record